This is a messenger RNA of Jaminaea rosea, 3465 nucleotides long. Its product is annotated as AAA-domain-containing protein. Bases 1 to 3465 code for a protein of 1154 amino acids. Gene Ontology annotation, biological process: protein import into peroxisome matrix. NCBI's taxonomy places the organism in Eukaryota, Fungi, Basidiomycota, Exobasidiomycetes, Microstromatales. The record is from RefSeq and is a predicted model, not a curated record. Gene Ontology annotation, cellular component: cytosol; peroxisomal membrane. The transcript has 3 exons. Gene Ontology annotation, molecular function: ATP binding; ATP hydrolysis activity.
AUGAGUGCAACGGUCACUUCCUUGCGACCGCUGCCACUCUCCUCACUCAUCCUCUCGACUUCGUCCCGCUCCUUGGUCAAACAAGCGAGCUCGUCCGCUUUCCGAGAUAGCAUUGCGGGAACUCUCGUGCGGCAGGGACAUCUACUGCACCUGCGCGGUGGACGAUUCAGGGCCGUUCAGGCUGAACCAGUCCUGCAAGGUCAGGUUGAGAGGACCACUCAGGUGCUGGUGGUGUUUGAUGCCAACUUCGAUGACGAAGAGGGAAAAGCAGGGCGAGAGGAGUCAUUGCAGGCAGAUGCGGAGGAGGACGUGGGCGAGGCUCGUGCGGGCCUUUCGAUCGAUGAGCGCUUCUUGGCCAACUCAGUUAUCGAGGAGUUUCACGAGCAAGAUGAAGACGGAUCACAUCAGAUCGCUUCCGCGGCAGUGAAUGGCUACCCCGAAGCUCGAGAUCACGACGCUACCCUAGAGGCUUGGCCGAUCGCGAAUCGCCAAGCCCUUACGGAGCCGAUCAGCGAAUGGCAAAGUCGUCAGGACGGUCUAUGCGAGGUGGACGAGGAGAGCGCAAUUCUUCUCUCGGAGGAGAGACUGGCUGCCAUUGGAGGUUUCGACGGCGAUUGGGCCGUCAUCGAGAUUGCAGGACAAGCAAGACCGCGCCUCGCUCGGAUAUUCACCACCUCACAUUCCUCUUCCCGAGCCUACCUCCCUCCGUCACUCCUGCAAAAUCUUCAUGACCCUGCGACAUACGCCCCAAAUCCACGGGCCUCGCCUCGCCUUCUCAUGUCCCCAAUCUCUCAGGCUCGAGCGUCGGUCGCAGGGCCAUCUGCCCCCCUCUCAUGCCCUCUCCCAAUCCCAUUCGCCGACUCACUUACAAUCGCACGAGUGCCGUCAGCUCUCUCGGUCAACCGCACCUACCAGCCACUAUUCCUCGACGCCCUGAGGCAGUACUUUGAAGGGAGGAAGAGGAUCGUGAGAGAAGGUGACAUCAUUGCGGUGGGGGUGGACAAGGGAAAGGUGCGAUGGGUCAAGCAAAAGAGUACAGACGAUGAGGGAAAGGAAGGGAAAGAUCAGGAGACGCAGCAGGAUGAGGAGCCCGUCGACUUCAACCUCUCAUCAGUAUCCUCACGCAACGCCGCCCCAACAGACGUUGUUCACUUCCACGUCUCCUCCCUGACGGCCGAGCUCAACUCUCCGCCAUCCGACACUGCCCGCGACCCGGACUUCGAAGUGCGAGAGGCGGCUCGCAUCGGCACCCUAGGGGCAGUCGUCGAUCCCAGCCUAACGAAGAUGGUCCAAACAGGUGUCACCGGUCGUCGAGUAGCGGACAGCUCUGGCUGGCUCGGUCUUGCCUCUUCGACUCCACCGCUCCCCAGUGGCAACACCCCACUCUCCUCACCCGGAUCCCCCUUUGCCCGGCUAUGCCAGCUCAUCUCCGCCACACUCCUCCCGUCCGCAGCAAACUACGGGCUUCACCUCUCCGUACUCCUCAAAGGGGCCCGUGGCUCCGGGAAAAAGACGGUCGUCCAAUGGGCAGCCAAGCAGACGGGCGUGCACUUGAUUGAUGUCAAUUGCUUCGACGUGCUGGGAGACAGUGACACGCAUACGGAGGGAGUGCUACGCGCACGGUUCGAGGCAGCAGCCUCUUGUGGGCCAGCCAUCCUGCUGCUACGGAACAUUGAUGCAUUGGCGAGGAAGAGCCAGCAGAUGGAGACUGGCCAGGAGCCAGCAAUGAGCAAUGUGCUGAGGGAUUGUAUGCGCAAGCUGCGGGAAGGACGCACUAAAGGUGAUGGGGUAGUAUCUGUCUUUGGCACGACGAGCGACGCGGAUAAGGUGCCGAAUGGCAUUCUUGCGGCCUUCAAGCACGAGGUGGCCAUUGAAGCGCCUAAUGAGGCGAAGCGCUUAGAGAUGUUGCAAUCUGCUGUCGCGGGGUCGACUCUGAGCCCAGACGCAAGCUUGAAGGACAUGGCGACGCAAACGGCCGCUCUCGUAGCUGCGGAUUUGGUCGACCUGAUCUCACGGGCACGCCUGGCAUCGACAGAGCGAGUGCGCAAAGCCCUCGCCACCUCUCGAGCAAGCGCGCGCGACAUCCAGCUCUCUGGCUCUUCUCUCACCGGCGCAGAUUUCUCUCUCGCCCUCUCCUCGGCCCGCUCCAAUUACUCCGAGUCAAUCGGCGCCCCUAAAAUCCCCUCGGUGACGUGGGACGACGUUGGUGGCCUUGCAUCCGUCAAGCACGAUAUCCUCGACACGAUCCAGCUGCCACUCGAGCAUCCCGAACUCUUCGCCUCUGGUCUCAAGAAGCGAAGUGGUAUCCUUCUUUACGGCCCACCUGGAACGGGAAAGACAUUGCUGGCCAAGGCUGUUGCAACGAGCUGCUCGCUCAACUUCUUCAGUGUCAAGGGCCCAGAGCUGCUCAACAUGUACAUCGGAGAGAGCGAGGCCAAUGUGCGUCGCGUCUUCCAACGAGCCCGCGACGCCAAGCCAUGCGUCAUCUUCUUCGACGAGCUCGACAGUGUAGCGCCGAAGCGUGGCAACCAAGGUGACUCUGGAGGCGUCAUGGACCGUAUCGUCUCUCAGCUCCUCGCAGAGCUGGACGGCAUGUCCUCCGGUGGCGGGUCAGGUGGAGGAGACGUAUUCGUCAUCGGCGCGACGAAUAGGCCCGACCUGCUGGACCCGGCACUCUUGCGCCCGGGCAGGUUCGACAAGAUGCUCUAUCUCAGCGUGAGCGAGACGCAUGCUGCGCAGCUCAACAUUCUCGAAGCUCUUACGCGCAAGUUCCGCCUCGAGGACGACGUGCGAGAUUUGGGGGUUAUUGCAGAGCAGUGCCCCUUUAACCUCACUGGUGCAGACUUUUAUGCUCUGUGCUCAGACGCGAUGCUCAAGGCCAUGACGCGCAAAGCGGGAGAAGUCGAUGAGCGCAUCAGAGCGAUCAAUGCUGGAGAUGUGCAGGUGGAUGAAAAGCAUCCCAAGCCCAUGACUGCGCCUUACUAUCUUUCAGAGCUUGCUAGUCCGGAGGAGAUCAACGUUCGCGUCAAUAGGCGCGAUUUCGAGGAGGCGUUGAGGGAGUUGGUUCCCAGCGUUAGUGAGGCGGAGAUGGAGCAUUAUAGACGGGUGCAGGGGCAAUUCUCUGGACCGCCGAAGGACGAGGCAAAGGUAGAAGAAGACGAGCAGAAGGGGAGGCAGCAGGAGGAGGAGAGGAAUGGCAUGCUUGCAGGGCUGCUUGAGGCGGCGAGGAGCGGUGCAGGUGCUGAUGGGAGCGGGUCGAGAUCUGCUGAAGCUGCUGGACAUAGCGGACCGACUAGAGCACCUCUUGAGCCGUACAUGGUACCCCAAGAGCCUGCCGGUGAAGGCCAGGGGGUGGAAGCCGUCGUCUCACCGCCUCACCCGCCAGCGAUGAUGAAUGGGCAGGCGGAGAACGGGAAGGGAAAGGGUAAGGGCAAGGGCAAGGGCAAAGCAAAGGCGCAGGAUUGA